GUCGGAAAUUAGAACCGGGGUCGUCCUCUGAGCUGAGUUUUCAGUCGCCCUUCAACGGAGAAAGAGUGCUUUUCUUGUCCAUAACUGACACCAGCUCAACGUUAAACCAUGGCAGGGACAAUUGCACGGAAAGCUAUUGACCAUCUGAAAAGCAAAGACUUCAGGGAUUAUUUGACAAGCACGCAUUUCUGGGGUCCUGUAGCAAACUGGGGUCUUCCCAUAGCCGCCAUCGCAGAUAUGAAGAAGAGCCCUGAGAUUAUCAGUGGCAGGAUGACCUUUGCUUUGUCUUGCUAUUCACUGCUCUUCAUGAGGUUCGCCUACAAGGUACAGCCACGCAACUGGCUACUGUUUGCUUGCCAUUUGACCAAUGAGUCAGCACAGCUAAUCCAGGGAAGUCGUCUCAUCAAAUACAACAUGGAGAAGAAGAAGCAAUCUUAGUGUCAGAGUGAAGCAGAUGCCGACAUUCACUGCAGAGUGGCACCAUGCUGCUUCAACAGCCACGUACACCUGGACAUCAAAACUAAUCCAUACAAACAUCUUAUCUAAUCUUUUCAACUGUGCCACUUGCACCAUUUCUUAACCUAUUGUCACCGUGAUUGAUCAUCUUCAUGAAUUUUUAAGUCACUUUUACUACACAGAAAAAGAUUAUGCAACAUUAAAUUUUAACACUUAUUGACACACAAACAUAUGAUGUGGGUGAAUGUACACUUGGCUAACUAGCCUGACAGUUCACUGGCUGUUGGACAUUUUCAACAAAUACAUCUUUAGUCAUCAAUCAUCUCAUUUUAGGUCAUCAGCAUUAUUAUUUGUAUUACUUUCUUACCUGCUUAGUAAUUGAAAUAAUAAUGUUAUUUAAUUUAAUUAUGAACCUUUACCUAAACAAGGAGGACAUAAAGAGAGCUAAGCUUUAGUUUGUUGUGCAAAAUGUUAUGAUGUACAAUAAGAACGGUGUGCCUAGAGGAUGGUUUUAUGAAAGUAUAAUAAAUAAGACAAGCUGCUUCUAUCAGUGCUGACCAAACAUAAUACGUACUGUGUGUUGUUAUCAUAUGUAGUUCACAUUAAUUUAUUGCCAUUGUAUAAUUCAUAUUAUUUCCCCCUGAUUUAAUGAUUUGAUUCUAUGGGUUUGUUCAAAUAAACUGUCUAUAAGCAACUUGAA
Messenger RNA from Cyclopterus lumpus (lumpfish), 1156 nucleotides. It is a transcript of the gene mpc1, whose product is annotated as mitochondrial pyruvate carrier 1. NCBI's taxonomy places the organism in Eukaryota, Metazoa, Chordata, Actinopteri, Perciformes, Cyclopteridae. The transcript has 5 exons. The coding region runs from base 109 to 438 and encodes 109 amino acids. Gene Ontology annotation, biological process: pyruvate import into mitochondria. The record is from RefSeq and is a predicted model, not a curated record. Gene Ontology annotation, cellular component: mitochondrial inner membrane.